Messenger RNA from Microtus oregoni (creeping vole), 291 nucleotides. RefSeq names its product spermatogenesis associated 45 (gene Spata45). The transcript is spliced from 2 exons. NCBI's taxonomy places the organism in Eukaryota, Metazoa, Chordata, Mammalia, Rodentia, Cricetidae. The coding region runs from base 1 to 291 and encodes 96 amino acids. The record is from RefSeq and is a predicted model, not a curated record.
AUGGCAUCUGUGAACAAGAGCAGCGAUGUGAAAAAAUCCAGAGUGAGCAAAAAGCUCCUGGAAGAGAUCAACGAGAAGCGUGAGUCCUACUGUCUGGUGGAGAGGAGUAAUCGAGUCAGCUUACUGCGAGUCCAGAAGCGACACUUCAGCCAGGCCUACCAGUCCUUAGCCAGUGUGCACGUCAAAGAGUCUGUUCCUGAAAGCAGCAGGACCUCCUGGGUCAAAGCGCCUCUCUUUGUUCACAAGGAGAGAAAGCACUUCACACCCAAAAAUAAUGCCAUAUUUGGAUAA